GAGUGUGUGUAAAACUAAAAGGCAUCUAAUGGGCUUCAGAGAUGGAGUUGAUUCUUGUAUCCUUCUUCUUCUUCUUCUUCUUCUUCUUCUUGUAAUCAAAAGUUGCAGAGUUUGAGAGCAACAUGGCUGCAUCUUCUUCUUCCUCACUUCCAGUUUAUGGCGUUGGAGAAGAAGCAACUCCCCAGAUGAGGCCUCCCUCUAAUUCUUCCACUAAGAAAAAAAGAAACCAACCAGGAACUCCAAGCAAGUAUUACCCAGAUGCGGAGGUCAUAGCCUUGAGUCCCAAGACCCUAAUGGCUACAAACAGAUUCAUCUGCGAAGUUUGCAACAAAGGGUUUCAAAGAGAGCAAAACCUUCAGCUUCAUAGACGAGGUCACAACUUGCCUUGGAAGUUAAAGCAAAAAUCCACUAAAGACCCUAAGCGCAAGGUUUACUUAUGUCCUGAACCCACAUGCGUCCACCACCACCCUUCAAGGGCGCUUGGCGACUUAACCGGCAUCAAAAAACACUACUCUAGAAAACAUGGCGAGAAGAAAUGGAAGUGUGAUAAGUGCUCUAAGCGCUACGCCGUUCAGUCCGACUGGAAAGCUCACUCCAAAACGUGCGGUACUCGCGAGUAUCGCUGCGAUUGUGGCACUCUCUUCUCCAGACGAGAUAGUUUUAUUACUCAUAGAGCUUUUUGUGAUGCAUUGGCUCAAGAGAGUGCUAGGCAUCCUCCAAGUAUUGGAAGGCAUUUAUAUGGAGCACAAGACCAUCCCAAUAUCAUUAACCAAUCUGCUCCUGGACACUUUACUCAUCUCCUUCCUUCAUCCAUGGGGUCUUCCUUUCGGCCGAUGUCGGCGUCGGGGUUCUUCUUGACGGAGCAGAAUAAUCAGAGUAGCUUCCAUGAUGAUCAGCCAAACCAAUCCCAACAAGGGUUCUUUGGAAACAAGGGGUUUCAUGGGGUGAUGCAAUUCCCUGAGAUCCAAUCCCAUACCAAUAAUUGUGCUACCAAUGUCUUCAAUUUGGGGUUCAUUCCAAAUUCUACUGCCGAUGGUACUACCAAUUUGAACAAUAACAAUGACACCAACUCUAAUAGUACCAAUUUGAAUCAAUUCAGUGCCACAAACAAUGGCAACAAUGAAGCUGCUGCCUCUAACAUUUUCGCGGUAAUCGGCGAUCAGAUGAGUUCAGCUGCACUCCCAUCUCUCUACAGCAAUGCCUUGGGCGUCGGUGGUGGAGGCGGUAGUGGCAUCGGUGGAUCGUUCCCACAUAUGUCGGCGACAGCGCUUCUUCAGAAGGCAGCUCAAUUGGGUUCAACGACAUCGAGUAGCAACACAACAUCAACGUUGCUAAGGUCGUUUGGAAGCUCCUCGAACUCAGGGGGGAAAGCAUCAGACAGAACGCUUUUCCCAUUGAGUUAUGGAGGAGUAACAUUUGGGGAACAUGAGAGCAAUCUUCAGGAUAUGAUGAACUCAUUUGAGAGCGGGAGCUCGGGAAGUGGGAUGUUCGGGAGCGGGAUGAACUCAUUUGGUGGAUUGGAGUGCAGCAGUAGUAGAAGCAAUAUGGAAACGUUGGAGGAUCCGAAGUUACAACAGGAUGUAAGGGGAGUGAGGAUGGGAGGGACAGAUAGGUUAACAAGAGACUUCCUAGGCGUUGGACAGAUUGUAAGACGUAUGAGCGGGGGCGGUGGCGGCGGUGGCGGCGGCGGUUAUUCACAGAAACAAGGGGCGGAGGGGAUUGUUUUGGAGGGAAAUGAGAGGAAUUCAGCGCCGUCAAGUCAAGGUUUUGGUGGUGGAAAUGGAAACUACCAGUGAAGUGAAGUGAAGUGAAGUGAAGAAGAAGAACAAAAAG
This is a messenger RNA of Cucurbita maxima (winter squash), 1833 nucleotides long. Its product is annotated as protein indeterminate-domain 5, chloroplastic-like. Gene Ontology annotation, molecular function: DNA-binding transcription factor activity. Lineage: Eukaryota; Viridiplantae; Streptophyta; Magnoliopsida; Cucurbitales; Cucurbitaceae. The record is from RefSeq and is a predicted model, not a curated record. The transcript is spliced from 4 exons. Gene Ontology annotation, cellular component: nucleus. Bases 123 to 1796 code for a protein of 557 amino acids.